Molecule: messenger RNA, 1279 nt
Organism: Eutrema salsugineum
Lineage: Eukaryota; Viridiplantae; Streptophyta; Magnoliopsida; Brassicales; Brassicaceae
Product: probable protein phosphatase 2C 58
Exons: 5
Coding region: 260-1108 (282 amino acids)
Biological process (GO): protein dephosphorylation
Cellular component (GO): nucleus; cytosol
Molecular function (GO): protein serine/threonine phosphatase activity
Source: RefSeq, a predicted model, not a curated record
AAGGAGGAAGAGUGGAGAAUUUGUUUAUGCUUUGCCUGAAAAGAAAAAGAAAAAAUAAAAGUGUGAAACGGGACGGAAAGAGAAGAAAAGUCGUCGGCGGAGAGCGCGUCAGCAAAAAAUGGGACGAAGGGAAGCAGCGUGAGCAUUGUUGUUCAUAAAUAAGAGAAGACAAGGAACCCAUCUCUAUCUUUCUCUCUCUCUCUCUUCCUAUUUUGAAUCAUUCCACAUUUCACAUUCACACAAAAAUCCUUUGUCACAAAUGACAGGCCGAGAAAUUCUCCAUAAGAUGAAGUUGAAGGCUGGAUUCUGCGGAUCUGAAACGGGGAGAGGUAAAAGCAAGAUGUGGAAGAACAUAGCGCACGGUUUUCACUUUGUCAAAGGCAAAGCGAGCCAUCCGAUGGAGGACUACGUUGUGUCUGAGUUCAAGAAAGUUGACGGCCAUGAAUUGGGUUUGUUUGCCAUCUUUGACGGUCACUUGGGCCAUGAUGUGGCCAAGUACUUGCAGACCAAUCUCUUUGACAACAUUCUCAAAGAGAAGGAUUUCUGGACUGACACUGAAAACGCUAUAAGGAAUGCUUACAUAUCAACAGAUGCUGCGAUAUUAGAGCAGUCGCUUAAACUUGGCAAAGGCGGAUCAACGGCUGUGACAGGAAUCCUGAUAGAUGGGCAAAAGCUAGUGGUUGCUAACGUUGGAGACUCAAGGGCAGUGAUGUCAAAGAAUGGCGUUGCGUCUCAGCUCUCGGUUGAUCAUGAACCAAGCAAGGAACUUAAGGAAAUAGAGAGCCGUGGUGGCUUUGUAUCAAAUAUUCCAGGGGACGUUCCAAGAGUUGAUGGACAACUAGCGGUUGCGAGGGCGUUUGGAGAUAAGAGCUUAAAGUUACAUCUGAGCUCAGAACCAGACAUCACUCACCAGACAAUCGAUGAUGAGACCGAGUUUAUCAUUUUCGCGAGUGAUGGAAUCUGGAAGGUGAUGUCGAACCAAGAAGCUGUGGACGCGAUCAAAAGCAUAAAAGAUCCACAAGCGGCAGCAAAGGAGUUGAUAGAAGAAGCAAUCGCUAAGAAUAGCAAAGACGACAUCUCCUGUAUCGUUGUAAGGUUCCAGUGCUAAUCAUAUAAAGCUUAUUUCUCUAUAAGCAAGUUUUACCAAUCAAGUGUGUAAGAGACAAACAAAGACAUUUUUCAGUUAAUAUAAACGCUCAAGCUGUGUGAUCUCUUGUAUAACCACCAUUGACAAUAAAAAAAUCUCGCCAAGAAGUAAAAACUUAAGAGUUGCAAGGUU